Molecule: messenger RNA, 1680 nt
Organism: Prunus avium (sweet cherry)
Lineage: Eukaryota; Viridiplantae; Streptophyta; Magnoliopsida; Rosales; Rosaceae
Product: leucine-rich repeat receptor protein kinase HPCA1-like
Source: RefSeq, a predicted model, not a curated record
AUGGCGUCGUCGCUUGGUCCUUGUGGUGGCAAGGUGGAGAAGGCCACGGGGCCAUGGCUUGGUGCGGCCAAGAGUGGUGCAGCAAUUUCAGCCGCUAUUUGGUGGUUCACAGGGGUGAUUUGUGGCUGCAAGGAGCUGUCCCCACGGUUUAGUGGCUGUCCGGUUGCUACAACAGUUGUUUGGAGAGGUUGUGAGGCCUCCAGAGGGAUUUGCAUGAUCUCCUCUGUCACAGACCCCAAUGAUGCUGCUGUGCUCCUAUCCUUGAAGAAUUCGUGGCAAAAUACGCCACCCAGUUGGGACAAGUCAAAUGAUCCCUGUGAUUCCCGGUGGGAGGGAGUCACCUGCAACAAUGCAAGGGUGUCUAGACUGGGAUUAUCAAACAGGAGCCUCAAGGGGAAACUUUAUGGUGACCUUAGUGGACUCACUGAAUUAAGAUCCUUGGACCUUUCCUUCAACCCUGGCCUCACAGGUCCUCUCUCUCCAAGAUUAGGGAAUAUGAAAAAUUUAAGUAUCCUGAUCCUAGCUGGUUGCAGCUUCAAUGGAGAAAUUCCAGAUGAAUUAGGCAAUCUUGCAGAGCUAUCCUUCUUGGCUCUGAAUUCAAAUAACUUUUCUGGUGCCAUACCUCCUUCUUUGGGCAAACUCUCCAAACUCUACUGGCUGGACCUGGCAGACAAUCAGUUGACUGGAACAAUUCCAAUUUCGACCUACCAUUCCCCUGGCUUAGACCUCCUGUUGAAGGCUAAACACUUCCAUUUGAACAAGAACCAGCUUUCAGGUUUCAUACCGGCCAAACUUUUCAGCUCUAAGAUGGCACUGAUACACUUGUUGCUUGACAGAAAUAGGUUUACUGGUACUAUUCCAGCAACAUUAGGACUUAUUAAGACUCUUGAGGUUCUUCGGCUUGAUACAAAUACUCUGGCUGGAAGUGUCCCCUCAAAUCUUAACUACCUUACAAAUGUCAACGAAUUAAAUUUGGCGCACAACUACUUGUCAGGCCCUCUACCUGACUUAAGUGGAAUGAAUUCCCUUAAUUAUGUAGACCUUAGCAACAACUCAUUUGACCCAUCAGAAGCUCCACUUUGGUUCUCAACCUUACCCUCACUCACCACUUUAGCCAUAGAAUAUGGAUCACUUCAAGGGGUUGUGCCAGAGAAGCUUUUCAGCCUUCCAAAUUUACAACUAGUGAAGCUCAAAUACAAUGCGUUCAACGAUACGUUGAACAUGGGCGAUAGCAUCAACCCACAACUGCAGCUUGUUGAUCUGCAGAACAAUCAGAUUUCCAGAAUAAGUCUGGGUUAUGAAUACAAAAAUACAUUAAUACUUUUCGGGAACCCGGUUUGCAGCAGCAGUUCUGGUGCAUCAAAUGCUACUUUCUGUCAGCCUCCCCAUCAAACUACAAAAUCUUAAAUGGUCAAGAUGAGAGCUUUUAGCCAACUUGUGGAAAAUGGUGCAAAAGUGGGGAUGCCUGUAUUCAUCUAAGUUCUUCGAAGUCAAGUCAACAUUGUAAAAAUGGAGAAUCAUUCUCUCUCCUUGAUAUCCCAUUUGUUCUUUCUUUACACGUGAUCAGAUUUUAUUUGGUGAAGCUUCUUCUAUCAAACAAGCCAAUGUCAUGAAAUCGUGCUUUGAAAAGUUCCGCAUGCCUCAGGCCAACUGCCUAACUUUUAAAAAGUCAAGAUUUUG